Menidia menidia (Atlantic silverside) is the source of this 795-nucleotide messenger RNA. Lineage: Eukaryota; Metazoa; Chordata; Actinopteri; Atheriniformes; Atherinopsidae. The record is from the annotation of a GenBank genome assembly.
AUGGAUCUGAAGGACCGAAGGCACCGCUCUCUGACUAGAGGCCGUUGCUCCAAAGAGUCCCAGUACAACACCUCCUCCUUGGACGCAGACGAGUGCCGCGUGCCGACCCAGAAGUCAUACAGCUCCAGUGAGACCCUCAAAGCGUUUGACCAUGAGCAGAGGCUUCAUUAUGGUGGCUGUGUGACUGACCUGGUGCACCAUGAAGCCGAUGAAUACUCCAGGCAAGGCCUCCUGGAGUUCUCUCCUGUCCUCCUACGAUACCUCAUCUCAGUGGGAGAAAAAGACAACAAAGCCAGGAAGAGCAGGAAUGGGGGUAACUUCACCCUGGCUGAGCUGGGAGUGUGCGAGCCAGCUCCCACUCCACAUCCCGCUGCUGUUCCCUACUGUCCCGAGCUGGGACUCCUCCAGCGGGGUUACUCCCUCAGCGCCGGCUCAGACGCCGACUCAGACCCGGAGGGGCCCCUGUCUCCAGAGCGAGCCAUCCAGCUGUGGGCCGGACGUGGAGGGGCAAAGUCUCGCCGCAGCUCCGGAGUCUCCAGCCGUGAGAACUCGGCUCUCACUCUCACCGACUCCGAGAAUGACAACAAGUCUGACGACGAGUCAGUUUACCUUGAUGAUGAGGAGGACGAGGAUCCAUUUGGGGACUAUGUGAUCAGUGUGUGUGCCAUUCAUCUCUGCAGUGCUACCGCCGCACGUGUGCCGGUGCGCCGAUCCACACUCCACGAGCGCGCGUCUCUCCUCUUGCGCGGUGCUCCAGCGCUCAGCUCGCGGACAGUGCCUCAGAGAGCUCACUGA